Messenger RNA from Ochlerotatus camptorhynchus, 1183 nucleotides. RefSeq lists its product as uncharacterized. Bases 269 to 1147 code for a protein of 292 amino acids. Gene Ontology annotation, molecular function: carbohydrate binding. NCBI's taxonomy places the organism in Eukaryota, Metazoa, Arthropoda, Insecta, Diptera, Culicidae. The transcript has 2 exons. The record is from RefSeq and is a predicted model, not a curated record.
AAAAUUAAAUCCUUGAUCUCACUAUCAUUGUCAGUGUAGACUUUUAAGGUCAAAACAUCAUACAAUUAAAAUGCUAUCGUUUGAGUUCCUCUUCGGUGAGAGUCCGUCCGAAGAGACACAAUUAAUUUACUUCUAAUAGAUCGACGAAGAGCGCUAUCUUGCAUACCAAAACCUCGUGCAUCGAUGCAAAUCGGCUCAGUUCACAAAUCGAUCUCGACGGGGUGAUUAUAUGCCGAACCAGAAAAUAAUCAAGUGUGUUUAAACAAUAAUGAAAUCCACUGUUAACCUUUGUUUGGUGAUUCUAUUGUUGGUGGCAACCACUUUGGAAGCCCGUCACCAUCGGGACCACCAUCGCAGCCAUCGGAAACGGGACCAAAAUGUGCACAUUGAAAUCUACUACCCGAAAGGAUUGAUGAUCUGGUACCCAAUGCAACAGGAAAUGGCAGGUUUCGGAAUUGAGAUAUUCCUGAACCAGAAGCACAGCCUGGACGCACCUAAAUGUGACAUUUGCCUCAAUACAACGGAAGUUACAUACGGGAAAUUUAUGAUUCACAGUGACAAUGCUAUCAUUAGAACUGGCGAUCAUCUUAAGUACAGAGUGAUCAAGCAAAUGGUCAACGGAUCGGUACACGCUUUGAAGAGCAACGAGUUCUACGUGGCAGAUUAUCGCAUUUUACCUCGAUUGGAGGGAUGUUCUUCUCUUGUGUCCACAUCCGGAUCGACUAAAGAUCAAUCAAGCAUCGCCGGGCUUGAAGCCGAAGUCAACCUGUUGGAAAACAUUGUUUACGAUGUUUUUCAACAUUGCAACAACGUCACCCAAACCAGUAAGAAUCUUUUCCUGCACUCCCGUCCGGAGAAACCACUCCUCGAUUUGAAGUCACUUUAUAACCAUACCCUGCAAGUGCUAAAGAAAACGCUCCCGAGCAUAGACUGGAACAAGAAACUGAUGCAUGCUUUCUACUACGAGAAUGGCGUUGGAUUUGAAGUGAAGACUUUGAUUGACAAGCUGAAGGUCCUGCAGAUGUCCAAGAAUUUAAUACACCCUUAUGCCGUUAGUGAUAUGGAUGAUUUGGGGCAUUUUGAUACCGACAACGGAAGUGGGGAGAGUUACCAGCUUAGUGUCGGUGAUAUAAGAAUGUCUAAUUAAAUAUUUUAGAGUGUGAUUUUAAUGAAUUUCAAAAUA